CUUCCACCCGCACAAGUCAACGACCGCUUGCCCCACGUCGGACAAUCAUUCAACGCCGGGGUGCCUCCUCGCCACAACUGGAGCCGUGCCACCCUCCUCCCCCCCCCUGCUGCUCCGUGCUGCUGCGACAUCCAUUUCUGUUUCCUCACUUGUCACGCCUGCUCGUCUGCGCAACUGGCUCUCUCCUCCCUCGCCCGCAGGUGUAUAUAUUGCGCUGCGCCCCUGAGCUACAUCGUCUCUGGCUGUCUGCAAAAGAGAAUCCACCGGUGAUAAGCUCGUCACAGCUCUCGUGCUAUCGCAUCCCCAGCACCGCCCCUCGUUUCAAAACCGUCAUCCCCGCUGUCGACCUCGCGCUCCGACCGACUCGAAACCAGCCAGCCAGCCAGCCAGCCAGCCAGCCCCGAAGUAAUAGCCCAGCGCCGCGACCGACAUGGCAGACAACGCCGAGGCGGGCGGCGACGCCCAGGUCACCUUCAAGGUCAAGACGUCGUCGGACAGCACGCACACCAUCACCAUGGCCGAGUCCGCUACCGUCCUCGAGCUCAAGACCAAGCUCGCCGGCGAGGACAUGGAGAACAUCCCCGUCGAGCGCCAGCGGUUAAUCUACUCGGGUCGUGUCAUGAAGAACGACGAUAGCCUCGGCACCUACAAGAUCAAGCCCAACAACACCAUCCACAUGGUAAAGAGCGCCGCCAGCAACCCCACCCAGCCAGCCUCAUCUUCGACGCCCACGCCGCAGGCCGUGCCCACAAACAUGGCGUCGGGCACCGCCAACAACCCUCUCGCCGGCCUCACCGGCGCCCGGUACGCCGGCCACCAGGUCAAUCUGCCAGGGAUGGACAUGUUUGGCCCCGACGGCGGCAUGGGCCCGCCCAUGGACGAGGACGGCAUCCGGCGCAUGAUGUCGGAUCCCAAUGUCCAACAGGCCGUCAACGAGGCCUUCAACAACCCCGACUUUGUCAACAUGCUCAUCCAGUCGAACCCCAUGCUGAGGAAUAUGCCUGGCGCCCGAGAGAUGAUGCCCUUCUUGCGACAGGUCAUGACCAACCCGGCCAUGAUGGACCAGGUCAUGCAGAUGCAGCGCUUCAUGCAAGGAGGCGACUCGUCGUUUCCGGCUCCCGGCGCCACCGAUUCUGCCGCCCAAGGCCGGGACGGCGCAUCCGCCGGCGGCGACGGCAACAACGCGACGAACCAACAGAACCCCUUCUUGAACCCCUUCUUGAUGGGCAUGCCCGGUGGCGGCGCCGGCGGCGAGGGCCGUCCCAACAUCAGCCAGAUGAUCCAGGCACUGAACAGCAUGGGCCCCAACCCCUUUGGAGCGCCCCCCGCGGCCGGCACCGAGGGGGCGCAAGGCCAGGAGUCGCGAGAGGGAGGCGCCGCUGCCACUGCUGGCGGCCAGCAAACAGGCACACAAAGUGGAGGCGCCACGGAAUCGACUCAGGGCAGCAAUCAGGGCCAGCAGCAGGCAAACCCGUUUGCGGCUUUGUUCCCUCCGCAGGGCGGCGCGGGGGCCAACAACCCAUUUGGCAUGAACCCCGAAAUGAUGCAGCAGAUGAUGCAGAUGCUGGGCGGAGGAGCGGCGUCGCCCAGCGCCCCGCCGGAUAACCGGCCGCCGGAGGAGCGGUAUGCGGAGCAGCUGCGACAGCUCAACGACAUGGGCUUCUUCGACUUUGACCGCAACGUGGCUGCGCUGAGACGAAGUGGAGGCAGCGUUCAGGGUGCCAUUGAGCACCUGCUGAACGCGCUGGAUUAGACAAUGAUGCAAGGAUACCGACUCUGCGUGAGCGGACGAGAGACUACGACAGGUUACGGCUCAUGGCGACGCGAGGACGUCGGCCGCUUUCUCGGAGGCGUCAACGGCUGAGGAGACACGCCCAUGUUGUUGCUGGUGGUGGUGCAGUGCAGUGUACAGCCGCUGGAGCGGCUAACAAGACCUGAAUAGGAGAUACCUGGGCAUGCCAAUCGUGCCUUUGCCGUGAUGCUGGGCAUUGGGAAAUACUAGUAUCGCAACUCUAACUCUUGAGAGUGCAGCUUUGCCACGUGUAAUGUACAACGGCGAUAUUGAGCUGCGUGUCGCGAGG
This is a messenger RNA of Purpureocillium takamizusanense, 2081 nucleotides long. RefSeq lists its product as uncharacterized. The transcript is spliced from 2 exons. Gene Ontology annotation, cellular component: cytosol. Lineage: Eukaryota; Fungi; Ascomycota; Sordariomycetes; Hypocreales; Ophiocordycipitaceae. Bases 431 to 1753 code for a protein of 440 amino acids. Gene Ontology annotation, molecular function: polyubiquitin modification-dependent protein binding. Gene Ontology annotation, biological process: ubiquitin-dependent protein catabolic process. The record is from RefSeq and is a predicted model, not a curated record.